GAGUAAUGAGCAUUUCCCUUCUAAAAAGUUCAACAAUUGCUCUGCCUCAAGGAAUAAGGGAAAGCACCAAAAGAAUGGUGAUGAAAUAACCUAGAAGCACAGAGGCACGUGGGAGGCACCUGCUUUGGUGCCAAUCUGGAGAAGCAGGCAAGCCUAUAGGAAGGAGGUCAUUAUGUUGAAAAUAGACGUCAUCUUGGUUUGGAGGGAACUUCCAACUCCGGAUUCUUUAAUGUUAGACUUAUGUAGUUAAGGAUGGCCUGGCAUUAGCUUAAUUAAAACACCAGUCCGUUGUACCUAAAGGCUAAGGCGCGCGAAUCUCUGCACAGGCUGGCAGGGACGGUCCCCACCGAGCAGGGGUCAGCUCUCGGCCAACUCUCUCCAGCCCGGCAGGCUAACGGCCUUCUCAUUGGCCACUGUCCGCUGCCUCGGGCGUUCAUUGGCCCGCUCCGAAUCCCGUUUACUAUAAGAGGCGGGCAGCCCUGGUCCGCCGGCAGCACCAGCUUAUCGCCGGCGGCAGCACCACAGAGAAGUACACCAAACUCAUCAUGAUUGAAGACAAUAAGGAAAAUAAAGACCAUUCCCUAGAAAGAGGAAGGGCGACUCUCAUUUUUUCCUUGAAGAAUGAAGUUGGUGGACUAAUAAAAGCACUGAAAAUCUUCCAGGAGAAACAUGUGAGCCUGUUACAUAUUGAGUCCCGAAAAUCGAAGAGAAGAAACUCAGAAUUUGAGAUAUUUAUUGACUGUGAUAUCAACAGAGAACAAUUGAAUGAUAUUUUUCAUCUGUUGAAGUCCUACACUAACGUUCUCUCUGUGAAUCCACCAGAUAAUUUUACUGUGAAAGAAGAUGGUAUGGAAACUGUUCCUUGGUUUCCAAAGAAGAUUUCUGACCUGGAUCAUUGUGCCAACAGAGUUCUGAUGUAUGGAUCUGAACUGGAUGCAGACCAUCCUGGCUUCAAAGACAAUGUCUACCGUAAAAGACGAAAGUAUUUUGCAGACUUGGCUAUGAACUAUAAGCAUGGAGACCCCAUUCCCAAGGUUGAAUUCACUGAAGAGGAGAUUAAGACCUGGGGAACCGUGUUCCGAGAGCUGAACAAACUUUACCCAACCCAUGCCUGCAGAGAGUAUCUCAAAAACUUACCUUUGCUUUCUAAAUAUUGUGGAUACCGGGAAGAUAAUAUCCCACAAUUGGAAGAUGUCUCAAACUUUUUAAAAGAGCGCACAGGUUUUUCCAUCCGUCCUGUGGCUGGUUACUUAUCACCAAGAGAUUUCUUAUCAGGUUUAGCCUUUCGAGUUUUUCACUGCACACAGUAUGUGAGACACAGUUCAGACCCUCUCUAUACCCCAGAGCCAGAUACCUGCCAUGAACUCUUAGGUCAUGUCCCCCUGUUGGCUGAACCUAGUUUUGCUCAAUUCUCCCAAGAAAUUGGCCUGGCUUCUCUUGGAGCUUCAGAGGAGGCUGUUCAAAAACUGGCAACGUGCUACUUUUUCACUGUGGAGUUUGGCCUCUGUAAACAAGAUGGGCAGUUGCGAGUCUUUGGUGCUGGAUUACUUUCUUCGAUCAGUGAACUUAAACAUUCACUUUCUGGACAUGCCAAAGUAAAGCCCUUUGAUCCCAAGAUUACCUGCAAACAGGAGUGUCGCAUCACAACUUUUCAGGAUGUGUACUUUGUAUCUGAAAGCUUUGAAGAUGCAAAAGAGAAGAUGAGAGAAUUUACCAAAACAAUUAAGCGUCCAUUUGGAGUGAAGUAUAAUCCAUAUACACGGAGUAUUCAGAUCCUGAAAGACACCAAGAGCAUAACCAGUGCCAUGAAUGAACUGCAGCAUGAUCUUGAUGUUGUCAGUGAUGCCCUUGCGAAGGUCAGCAAGCAGCUGAGCAUCUGAUCCUGAGAGCAUCUGAGCGCCAAUUCAGAGGCCUGUGGGCCAGCUCCUGCUUUUCUUGAAGACCUGGUCAUGGAGGGACAGUAGCCAAACAACAUUCUCUACUCCCAUUCCUUAAUUAGUUCUUUGGAAAUUU
Herpailurus yagouaroundi (jaguarundi) is the source of this 2013-nucleotide messenger RNA. RefSeq names its product tryptophan hydroxylase 1 (gene TPH1). Bases 546 to 1880 code for a protein of 444 amino acids. Gene Ontology annotation, biological process: serotonin biosynthetic process; aromatic amino acid metabolic process. The transcript has 11 exons. Gene Ontology annotation, molecular function: tryptophan 5-monooxygenase activity; iron ion binding. The record is from RefSeq and is a predicted model, not a curated record. Gene Ontology annotation, cellular component: neuron projection. Lineage: Eukaryota; Metazoa; Chordata; Mammalia; Carnivora; Felidae.